Molecule: messenger RNA, 2941 nt
Organism: Amoebophrya sp. A25
Lineage: Eukaryota; Dinophyceae; Syndiniales; Amoebophryaceae
Source: the annotation of a GenBank genome assembly
CUGAGGAUGAUGCAGGAAACAGCAGCUCCUCUGAGGACGAAGACAACGAAGAAUGUCUAGGUCAAGGCUUCGUGCAAGUCUCCGAAGCAGCUGCUCGAAAAGGAAAAGGAAAUAGCCUGGUGGCUCAGAGCGCUUCAACGAGUGGAGAAACCUCGGCUUCAUCAAGUAAUGCGCUGCUACUGAGAAAACAGAAAAAGCUCAGGCGCCAGCUAUUCGAAAGUUACAUGAUGAAAAGUGAUGAUGCGAAUACUUCUUCGUCAGCGUCUCCACUCUUCUACAUCGAUACAGUCGAUGGAUUCCAGGGUAAUGAGCGUGAGGUAGUGCUGCUCGCGCUCACGCGGACUGAAGAUGCGGGUUUUCUUCGUGAUUCACGUCGUGUCAACGUGGCGUUGACACGGGCACGACGUGGAUUGAUCGUCUUUGGGUCUUCAAAACUUCUACGAGGUGAAAACUUGCAAGGUGCCGCCGCAAAGAGCAGGAUACGCAUGUGGACAGAGUGGCUAUCUUUUAUCAACGCUAAUGGAGCAGUGUACUCGAUCAACGAAGCUGAGCAGAUGGCCUAUGCCGCGCGUGUACUCAAUCUGCACGAAUCUACACAACAGGAGUUCGAUCAUAAUCCCAGUCAAAAUCAAAGAGCAUCGAAAAAUUUGAAGCUUGAAAUGGAGAAGGAACGUACUAACGCCGUGCUGCUGGUUCAGGAAAUUCAGCAGCGGCACGAGUCGAGCAGAGUACAACCUACUGCUUUCGAAAACGUCCACGAUCCUACUAUGGAUGGCGGGCGAGAACGUGCUCGUGUGUUGGGUGAUGUCGUCUCGCCGAUGACAGGUGCUCAACUUCGACCCCUGACAAGAGCCGAAUGGCGUGAAGUCAAGGUUUUUUUAGUCGACAGUGGCAAUGUAUUGCAUUUUGGAGUCAACAAUGACCUCAGUCCGCGGACUCCGACGCCGUCCUCGUCAGCUGGCGCAAAGGACCUCUCACCAGAAUUUCUGGACAUGUUGGAUUUUGCUAUACGUCAAAAGAACCCAGACCCGAACGUUAUCAUCACCAUGCCCAUCGUCCCGAAGAAGUAUAACCGCAUUAUACACGCUUGCAGUGAACAAAUAAAAAGCAGAUGGAAGAUGCUAUCUUUGUUAUGGCUUGGCGAUACCAAAACCAAUCUCUAAUAUCAAGGUAGUCGUGUUCAUCAGUGUCAGUGAAUUUUCGUAUCUCAUCAAUUACAGGUAUAAUUUUUAAUUCAAAGAAGCUAUCCCUGGCCUCCUUGUGUCUCUGUGUUUUUUCUACUUUGUUCUGCUACUCUCUGCCCCUCCCCCCUGUUUUUUCUGAUAGUACAUGAUGGCUGCAUGCGGAUCAGGUACUCUAAUGUUAGAAGACCUUCACUUCUUCCAGCACUGUUCUCUUUGCUACAAGGCUUUUUAAUUCAAAGAAGUGCGAACGAGCUAGUUCAGAACUUUACGAAUCUAUGAAUCAUGCAAGUGAAGACCCCUACCUCCCCUAGUAUAAUCUUCUAAUCCUUGACACAGACAUUGACAAGGCUUUGCUUGAGCUGGCUUCGAGCCAUCUGCGAAAGAAACCUGCAAGAGAGAUAUGUAUUAUCUCGAACGACAAGUUCCUCCAAGAGGCGACGGACAGUGCUUUUAGGCACUUGCCUCUGGCCGAACUCCGAGUCGGGUAUCAGGUGGAUGAAGCGAGCGGAGCGUUAUUGCUGGCAGACAAGAAAACGCUAGACACACCUGAUGGAGGCAGUCGACGUGGUGCAGGGUUGAUCGAGUAUGGCUUUGGAAUUUGUUCGAGUCUUGUAUUGCUAACUAGAAGAUAGGUUUUCGUGGAAAGUAAAUCUAGAUUUCUGAUUUUUUGAUGUAGAUGUUCAUAAUUGAUAAAAAUGCAGUCGGCGUCGAUGUCGAAAAAACUCUUCACUUCUAAUCUCAAGACGGACAGCGACUCCUCAAACGUGCUCUACGUGACUACGAAACCUAUACCACGCAUCAGCAGGAGCUUCAACAUAACGGAGGGUCUUUCGAAGCAAGAGGAAUCCACAAUCUCACGGCACACCUAACUAAGCAUGCUGUUUUGCUUGAGGGUAGCGGGAUGGAGUUGAUUCCGAAGUACUCUGUCAUUGUGGACAUACGCGAGGUCAAUAGGAGUAGAGGGAACUACAAGUCGGUUAUCUAUGUGGGGAAAAUUCUUGGUGCUGGUGGAGACGAAGAAGUUGAGUAUAGUGCAGACGACGUCUUUUCCCGGUCCGAGCUCGAAGCCCUGUGGGCGACUGGCGGAGAGGAAAUGGAAAUCUAGUGGACCCGGAAUAACGUCGCACUCCAGUAGUAUCGUUUUUGUUUUAUACAUGAUUUUUGGCACUUUUUUCACGUAUUAGUACAAGGAGGUCCUCGUGAAGUACAUCGAGAUCAAGGAAGGCAUGUAGUUGGUAGUGAACAAAACAUUCGGAGCAAGCAGUAGAAAGUAGUAAGUGGGACGACUGUCCUAUGGAAGAUUAUAUCACCCUUCGUUUUGUAGUUUUGUUCAAUUCGUCACGUCGUUGUCUUGCGGUUGUAGUCAGUAUUUGGUUUAACUCGCUGAGCGAAUUACACUUGCCGUCACCAGUACUAAACUAGUAGCAGUAAUAAUGUGUACUAAAGAUGAAUUUGUCACGCGGUCACACCCGCUCGGUCCAUGCCGAGCGUCAUUUGCGGCAGUAGAAUGAACGCCUCCCAGACUCUCUUCAUCACCCUUCUGCUUGUUUGCUUCUCACGUAGUUGUGACAGUGGUAGUUGAUGAAGACCUUUUUUGCUUUUUGUGUGUUUGGGUACCUACUGAGUCUUUCUCGUCGAGAGGGAACAACGGCAAGCAGUAUGCCAUGACGAUGCCAGAGCCGCUCGACGCGGAGGACGCUGACCAUUGCUGUUCGCGCGAAAGCUUAUUUGAAGGAGCGAUCAGAAGGAACAUGAAG